Messenger RNA from Carassius auratus (goldfish), 5219 nucleotides. RefSeq names its product protein tyrosine kinase 7b (gene ptk7b). Bases 390 to 3563 code for a protein of 1057 amino acids. Gene Ontology annotation, molecular function: axon guidance receptor activity; ATP binding; protein tyrosine kinase activity. The record is from RefSeq and is a predicted model, not a curated record. The transcript is spliced from 20 exons. Gene Ontology annotation, biological process: homophilic cell-cell adhesion; synapse organization; protein phosphorylation. Gene Ontology annotation, cellular component: plasma membrane; axon; neuronal cell body. NCBI's taxonomy places the organism in Eukaryota, Metazoa, Chordata, Actinopteri, Cypriniformes, Cyprinidae.
AAACCCUUCGAAAGAAACCAAGUCAUCCGUGCUCAGGUGAAGCGUCUCUCGGUGUUUCCCGGUUCUGCCAGCGGGAUGCAGCAUUGGACGCGUUUUCCCGGAGAGAGAGGAGCGCGGAAACCGGAAGCUCCGGAGAGAGAGAGAAAGCGAGGGAGAGAGAGAGAAAACCAACCCGGGACCGAGUAAAGUGAGCUGUUUCCGACGAUCCCCUGUGCGCCGACAGUCUGACCGGAACACGGAGAUCACCGCACCUCACCGGGACUCAUCUACCGCCCCGAGCUCACUCCGCGCCGCGUCAGCUCAGUCCGGUGUUUGCGUGUCGUGAAGGAGAAUAAUCGCACUCUGUGAACGCGUCUGACCCGUGGCGCACCUGCGCGUCCCCGGAAGACAUGCACGGAUCACCGGGGACCGACACCCACAGGAGUUCCGCGCUCCGCACCGGAAGACGAAGAUCCGACGCUCUGCUGGCCAUCACCCUCAUCGUGUGUCUGAAAGUCUUCAUCAUCCAGGCGUCUUCGCUCCGGUUCUCCGAGGAGCCGCAGUCUCAGGAUGCGUUACACGGCCGCAGUGCUAUCCUGCGCUGUGAGCUCAGCGGCCCGGAGGACAUGCGCUUCUGGUGGACACAGGACGGCCGGCGCGUGCAGGACUCGAACCGCCGCUUCCAGGAGGGCAGUAACCUGAAGUUCACCGCGGUGGACCGUCACACAGACACCGGCAGCUUCCAGUGUGUAGCGUCCAGCAGCUCCACCGGAGACACCCUGACCUCCGCCAGCGCCUCCUUCAACAUCAAGUGGCUGGAGAGGGGGCCGGUCACCAUGAAUGACCCCGCCUCAGAGGCGGAGCUAGAGGAGGCUGAGCGAAUCGUACUGCAGUGUCACAUUGAUGGACAUCCACGGCCGAGCAGUAAAUGGUUCAAAGAUGGAGUUCAGCUGGACAGAAAGGACCGGAUCCUGACACUGACCAACAUCAGCACAGGGGAUUCUGGGAUAUACUCCUGCUGUGCUCAGAAUGCUGCAGGAAAAGUGUGCAGUAACAGCAACAUCAGCCUCAGUAUCAUCGAUAAGUCUGUUCCCCGUUUGCUGGUGUCUCCGGUGGAUCAGGUGGUCCUGCGUAAUGAGGAGGCCGUGUUUCACUGUCAGUUCAGAUCCAAGCCGCCGCCGCUGAUCGAGUGGUUCCAUGAUGCAGAACCCGUCAUCAACAAAUCAGGGGUCGUGGUGUAUGCUAACGGCACACUGCACAUCACUCAGGUGAAGCAGCGCAGCACAGGUGUGUAUAAAUGUGUGGCUCAGUAUGGAGAAAACAAACAAGUACAUGUGGAGGCAGCGCUCAGGAUUGCAGAGAUCGCAGAUAUGGGCGAGCGCAUGUUCCAGGUUUUCUCUGCGGGACGCAGUGAGCGUGUGCGCUGUGAUCCACCGCGGGGUCAGCCGGAGCCGGACGUGUGGUGGGAGCGUGCGGGAGCUCGAGUGGCGUCUGAGGGUCGAGUCCAUCAGCGGGACGGAGAUCUGAUCUUCAGCCCCACGGACGCAUCAGACUCGGGCGUCUACACGUGUGUCGCCCGCAACACGGCUGGACAGAAGCAGCAGGAGCUCGUGGUCACUGUAGCCACCUCUCCAGAGUGGAUCGUCCAGCCGCAGGACACACACGUGGAGGAGGGUCAGCCGGGUUUCCUGCACUGUCUCGCACGGAGCACGCCGGAGCCACGGGUCACAUGGUACCGCAAGAGCGUCCCGAUCACUGAGGAGGGCUCUCGUUACAAGCUCUUCUCUAACGGCACACUGAGGAUCAACAGCGCAGAGGUGAAGGACAAUCAGACGUACAGCUGUGUGUGUGAGACGGAGGCCGGAUCGGUCAGCGCACACGCACGGAUUCACAUACUGGAGAAGCUGAAGUUCGCUCCCGUCCCGCAGUCGUCUCAGUGUCUGCAGCUGGACAGAGAGAGCAGUGUGAGCUGUGUGGCCACAGGACGAGAGACGCCCGUCAUACACUGGAGCAGAGCAGACGGAGCUGAUCUCCCGUCUCACGCCGCUCAGAUCAACGGGGUUCUGCGCUUCAGGACAGUGACCCGCGCAGACGGAGGAAACUACACGUGUGUGGCGUCCAGCAGCUCGCAGGGACAGAUACGAGCUCACGUCCAUCUCACUGUAGCAGUUGAGGUGGAGUUUAAGCUGCAGCCGGAGCAGACCACGGUCUAUCAGGGUCACACAGCCGUGCUUCACUGUCAGGCGUCAGGUGACCCGCAGCCGUACGUCCAGUGGAUGCUCAGAGACACACAGCUCCUCAGCAGCAGCUCCAGCAGGUUUCAGAAGAUGCAGAACGGCUCUCUGGUCAUUAGUGAUGUGAGCACGGAGGACACGGGUGUGUACACCUGCAUCGCAGGAAACACCUGCAGCAUCAGAGACACCGCGGCGCAGCUCUACGUCGUGGAGAAGCCCGUGCAUCCCCGCGGUGGAGACGAGGAUAAGAGUCAGUUUAAGAUGUUCCAGACCAUCGCUCUGUCUGUGGCCGUGGCCGUGGCGUACAUCAUCGCGGUGCUGGGACUCAUGUUCUACUGCAAACAGAGACGCAAGAACAAACGGCUGCAGAAGAGCCGCGCCGGAGAACAGCCUGAGAUGGAGUGUCUGAACGGUGUUCAGCUGAACGGACACAGGAUGUCUGAGAUCCAGGAGGAAGUGGCUUUAACCAGCGUGAGAUCUUCAGCAAACUCAGAGAAACAGCAGAGCUUUCCCAGAGCGCACCUGCAGACCAUCACCACACUGGGGCGUGGUGUGUUCGGCGAGGUGUUUCUGGCUAAAGCGAGGGCGAUGGAGGAGGCCGGGCCGGAGACGCUGGUGCUGGUCAAGAGUUUGGAGAGUCGAGAGGAAACGCACCGAGCCGAGUUCAGACGAGAGCUGGAGAUGUUCAGCAGACUCGAUCACGCUCACGUCGUGCGACUGCUGGGAGUCUGCAGAGAGACACAUCCUCAUUACAUGAUCCUGGAAUACGUGGAUCUGGGCGAUCUCAAACAGUUCCUCAGAAUAUCAACGAGCAGCGAUGAGAAACUCAAGCCACAUCCCAUCAGCACUAGAACUAAAGUCUCCAUCUGUGCUCAGGUGGCUCAUGGGAUGCAGCACUUAUCAAACAGAGGUUUUGUGCACAGAGACCUGGCGUCCAGGAACUGUCUGAUCAGCGGACAGAGACAGGUGAAGGUGUCUGCGCUCAGUCUGAGUAGAGACGUCUAUAACAGUGAGUACUAUGAGCACGGGCAGGUGUGUAUCCCGCUGCGCUGGCUGCCGGGUGAGAGUGUGUUUGAGGGAGAGUUCUGCAGUAAGUCAGACGUCUGGGCGUUCGGGGUGCUGAUGUGGGAGGUGUUCAGUCUGGGCGAGCUGCCGUACCCCACACUCAGUGACCAGCAGGUGCUGGAGGGUCUCCAGGCAGGUACUCUGCGUUUGUCUCCUCCAGUGAACUGUCCUGCUCACGUCUGCAGUCUGAUGAGCCGCUGCUGGGCGUCCAGUCCUAAAGAACGGCCCACGUUCACCGAGAUCCUACAGACUCUGACUGAUGCCUCCUCAGACACCAAACUCUAGAGGAUCACGACUGCCAUCAGAGACUCGAUCACACACAUUUCAGACGUGAGAGUCUGCUGGGAAACAAACACACUUCUGUCCCAUUAAUGAUCUGUUUACACUAAUGAAGAAGCUCCUUCCUCUUGCUGGAGCCUCAGGGACCCCGAGGAUGACCUUUGACCUCUGCAGCGCAGGACAAUCACAGAUCCAUCAGGUUACAGACACAGAACGAGGUGCUGCACACACAUGAUGCUGGAAUCACGUCAUGCUUGUGUGUGUGUGUGUGUGUGUGUGUUCACAGGAUGAUGUCGUGUCACGAAACACAUCAUUAGUGGAAUUCAGUGACUUCAGUAGUGGGAAACUGAGAGAUUAAUGAUGAAGUGAGAGACUGACAUACAAAGCUAAUACGAUAAACACAUAUUCACUAAUUAACACACGUGUGUGUGAUGAAAGAGAGAUUGCUCUUAAUGAUAAUAAGAUCCUUGUUUUUUCUGAGGUGCUCACAUGAGACUGUUACUGUAAUAAAUAAAUAUGCAAUGCCUCAGAUUGCACACAUUUCUAAGCCAUGAUUAAUCACAUUUUAUUGUAAUUCCCAGUUAAUUUCCACAUGGUUCUUCUGGAUUGGUUUUCUCAUAACACACGACCAAAAAACUGAGAUGAUACACUAAUUACAUUUAAAACUUAAAGUGUCAUGCUGAUGUGAUGUAAAUCAGCGGUUCUCAACCAGGUCCAGUAGGGGUUCUCAAAAACAGUAUUUAAAGAAGACAAAAAUAAGCAUUAAAACAGCAUAAAAUCAAGCUAUUUCUUAUUUUAAUUCACCACUUAAACAUCAAUUUUUGUCUAUUAAGAACUAGAAAGGAAAACAUUGUUAUAUGAGGAAUACUGAUUUAAAAAUGGUGAUUUCUAGACCUGAAAGAGUCAUGAAAAUAGAUCAAAUUUUAAAACAUUUUUAUAUAAUGAAUGUGCAUUUCACUAGUUUUAAUAGGUUAGAAAUAUUUUAUUGGGUCGACAUGUGUGAGUAAAUCAACAAUAAUAAUAAAAACCCUAAUCCUGAUCCAGUUAAUCACAAAUGAGUGGAAAAGUCCUGUAAAUGAAUUGGUCUAAAACAGGAGGAACCCUACAUUCAGCUCCUAUAACUUGUGGAAAGCUGAAACUGAAUGCACAGAAACCCGUAUCCAUAGAUCAAAUAAAACCGUUCCUCUCAGCUGAUGUUAUUGUGAUGCAUGAUGUGGUUUGAGUUUAUGAUGAAGGUUUUGUGUCUCUGGUUUUAAUGAGGCCAGUGCUGGUUUCAUUCAGACUCCUGCAGCACAAACACAUCUUGGACGGUUUGCUCUCAGUGGUUUUCUUCAGAUGAACAGAUAAAAAUAACAGGUCAACUUUGUUUUUUGCAACUAAAAGUGCCUCGAACAUGAAGGACUUAUUUGCUGGGUUUUUUUACAGUAUCUUUUGUAAUGCAGUUAAUGCGUGUUGUUUUUAAGAACUGCUUUUAUAUAUUCGUUUCAUGUGUAUUUCUAUCGUUGUUGCUGAUAUUUGUUUUUAUUCUCUGUGUUCAUCAUCUGUUCAUGUUCAUUUUUAAGGCAGACACUCACAUCAUGAUGCUUUUAUAUUUUGCUUUCUAAAGGUCACAGUAAUCCAGAUGUAAUGCUGCUCUUUUAUUAAACAGUCAUGUUUUUAACA